UGAGAAUUGGUUGAAAUGUCAUGGCCUAUAGACCAUGGUCACGUGCGAUGUUAGACCGAAGACUUUCACACGAAUUCCGCAUCCUCGGUCCUCUGCCAUGGCCCUUUCAAACGAAGCUUCCUUCCCAAACACGCCUCCCACCCUCCGACCUCUGCCGCCGCCCCUUCAACUCUUUUCACACUAUCUUUUUUCGCCGCCCACCCCAUCAACAUUCGCAUAGAUAUCAGGCCAGUUUUUCUGACUUGAAACUCAUCAUCAAACUCAUAGCCAUGGGAACAACAGGCGCCUACGACGCCCUCCUCCCAGCAGUCCCUGAAUGGCUAAACAAGGGCGACAACGCAUGGCAAAUGACUGCAUCCACCCUUGUGAGCAUCCAAAGCGUUCCGGGCCUUGUCAUCCUUUACGGAAGCAUUGUGAAGAAGAAAUGGGCUGUGAAUUCAGCUUUCAUGGCCCUCUACGCCUUCGCGGCCGUCCUCAUUUGCUGGGUUCUUGUGUGCUACCGCAUGGCCUUUGGUGACCAGCUCCUGCCUUUUUGGGGGAAGGGUGCCCCAGCUUUGGGCCAGAAGUACCUCAUCCGCCAAGCGGCUGUGCCCGAGACCGGCAGCGAGCCUUUCUAUCCCAUGGCCACGCUUGUCUACUUUCAGUUCACUUUUGCGGCCAUUACGCUUAUCCUGCUUGCUGGGUCCGUUCUUGGUCGGAUGAACAUUAAGGCAUGGAUGGCCUUUGUGCCCCUUUGGCUCAUCUUCUCCUACACUGUUGGCGCCUUCAGUCUUUGGGGUGGUGGCUUCCUCUACCAGUGGGGGGUCAUUGAUUACUCCGGAGGUUAUGUCAUCCACCUCUCUUCAGGAAUUGCUGGUCUCACUGCAGCUUAUUGGGUCGGACCCAGAUUGAAGAGUGAUAGGGAGAGGUUUCCUCCAAACAACGUAUUGCUGAUGCUGGCGGGUGCUGGGCUCCUAUGGAUGGGCUGGUCAGGUUUCAAUGGCGGAGCGCCAUAUGCAGCUAACAUUGCUGCUUCAAUAGCAGUUCUCAACACAAACAUAUGUGCAGCAACCAGCCUCCUUGUAUGGACUUCUUUGGAUGUCAUCUUCUUCAAGAAACCAUCCGUGAUCGGAGCUGUUCAGGGAAUGAUGACAGGCCUUGUUUGCAUUACUCCAGGAGCAGGCGUAGUGCAAUCUUGGGCGGCAAUAGUGAUGGGAAUACUUUCCGGCAGCAUUCCAUGGGUGUCCAUGAUGAUCCUUCAUAAAAAGUCCAAAUUACUACAAAAGGUUGACGACACACUAGGUGUAUUUCACACGCAUGCAGUGGCGGGACUGUUGGGUGGCCUCCUGACUGGACUCUUAGCAGAACCAGCGCUUUGCAGGCUCUUAAAACCAGAAAGCAAUACGAGGGGUGCAUUUUAUGGUGGGAAUGGUGGCAAGCAAUUCAUGAAGCAAAUCGUUGCAGCCCUUUUUGUGAUCGGUUGGAACAUAGUAAUCACCACACUGAUUCUCCUAGCUAUAAAGCUAUUCCUACCUUUGAGGAUGCCAGACGAGGAGCUGGUUAUAGGAGAUGAUGCUGUCCAUGGAGAGGAAGCGUAUGCCCUUUGGGGUGACGGAGAGAGGUAUGACCCAACAAAGCAUGACCCAACAAAGCAAGAUUGGCACGUGUCAUCGUAUUCUGGGGAAAUAGCCCAAUCCCCUUAUGGCAGUGGUGCAAGAGGAGUAACUGUGGAGUUGUAACUCAACUAUGUGUAUCAUAUACAAGCUCGCCAAUUACUUUAGAAUGUCAGAGAAUGGUGUGUAUAUACCAUAAAGACACAAUUACAUACCCUUGAAGCAUUUUGAAAAUGAUAGUUUGGAGCCUUGUGUCAUGACCUUCGAAUACUACCCUUAAUUUUGAAGGCUACUAGUUAGAGGGGCUGCUUUUUUAGAAGUGUACAUGAAAUCUAAUAAAGUUCUGGGUGCACACAGCAUUCAGGACUUAUAAUUUAGGUAGAAAUGACCAUGAUCCAUAUUUCCAGCCAUCAAAUUUGACCGAGACCUCCGCCCAAUUAAUGUCUCCAAAGAUAGCUAGAAACCGAAAAGUAAAGCAUGUGGAAACGCAUGACAGAAUAGAACUGUUCCCAUGACUCGAAAGUCAGCCAAACCGCGUAUUCAAUUCGACGAUAUUAAUUGAUAAGAAGAUUAAGUGUGGAAAAAUCAAAAAGUUUUGAAGAAGACAGGCACAUUAGGAUGCGUUCAAUGUCGUUCCACGGGGCGUUUUUUUCCUUUGUGAGACCCACCACAGUCCACUUUUGCGAAAUCCGAAUUUAUGUGCUUCUGACUUUUCUUUCUUGUCAGGUUGUGGGAUUAUUCCUUCCACUCAUUUACCCCAUAAUCAAAAUCAGGUGGAAGCUUCUGUUUGUAUUCUUUUUCUAUAGUUGGGAAUUGUGGGUUCAUU
Molecule: messenger RNA, 2418 nt
Organism: Vitis riparia (riverbank grape)
Lineage: Eukaryota; Viridiplantae; Streptophyta; Magnoliopsida; Vitales; Vitaceae
Product: ammonium transporter 2-like
Exons: 4
Coding region: 21-1718 (565 amino acids)
Biological process (GO): ammonium transmembrane transport
Cellular component (GO): plasma membrane
Molecular function (GO): ammonium channel activity
Source: RefSeq, a predicted model, not a curated record